ACCAGCUUAUGACUAAAUGACUCCUUCAGCUCUAAAUCACAGUAGGUUUAGAUCCAAUCGUCUUUAUCCUCAAUGGAUUUUCUCACUCUCCCUCCCCGCCCAAUCCACCAUGGAUUCCACCUCUAGCUCUCUGUCUUUUAUCUCCUUCCUUGCACAAUAAAACAGUCGCUGAAAAGUCUCUGAGGAAAUCAGACAAGACACGGAGUGCGAGAAGGAGAAAACUCUAUACAAAUUAUGGCUACUUUGAUUGUAGAUAGUCUUGGGAGUUUAGGAAUUUCGGUUUUGUGAUGAGUUUACUGGGUUUAGAGAGGAAAAGAAAAUUAAAGAUUAAGAGAAGAAAAAUAUGAUUUCUUCGGGGAUAAACGUGGUGAUGACGGUGAUAGGAUUCGCUGUGAGCACUAUGUUCAUAGUCUUCGUCUGCACGCGGCUGGUUUGUGCCCGGAUUCAUUUGAAUGCUUCGAGAAGAUCAUUUCCUAUUGCUUCAAGAUCUGAUCUCAGUCUGCUGGAGCGAGGGUUACAUGGUCUUGAGCCUGUAGUGGUGGCCAACUUCCCAACAAAGAAGUACAGUGAUGAGUUCUUCUCUGCUGUCGAAGAUGCUCAGUGCUCAGUUUGCCUUUCAGAAUACCAUAGCGAAGACAUAUUGCGGAUCCUCCCUUAUUGUGGGCACUCCUUCCAUGUAGCCUGUAUAGACAUAUGGCUGCAACAGCAUUCUACAUGUCCUGUUUGUCGAAUAUCACUCCGGGAAUUUCCUGAUAGAAAACAUGUAAUGCAACCCUUGUUCAGUUCAGCAAUUAGAUCUCAGUACGGUAACGAAUCCUUUGACACACAUUCAUACAAUUAUUUGAUGUCUGAACACGGGCUUUCGUCGAGAACCCAUGACAGUCAUGGGAUGGACCCAAUACAAGAAGAUCGUUGCACAUCUCAAGAUGAUGAACAAGAGGCCGGUGGGGCUGUCUCCCCUGUUUCUGAUAGUAAUCUCACCACUAAAACCGUGGGAAGCAAGCACGUCGAGAGCCCAUCAAAUCCCUAAAUUUAAUUGAUUAGUAUCUCAUGAAUCAGCAUUUAUGGGGACUUCCUGAUUUUCUGAGUUUGAAGAUGUGUAUAAAUGCAUUGGAUGUUGAAACUUGGAUUGCAACUUGAUAUUCCUCAGGAAGUCCAAUAUUGUUCGAUGUUCCCUUUUUUUUUUUUUCUGUAAAUAUCGCCAUAGCCUUUUCUUCUUCUUCUUGCUCUCUUAGCCACUCAGACAUUAGCUGGUUUCUGGGCAGUUUUGUUAGUCACAGAUGCAAAAGUACUA
This is a messenger RNA of Carica papaya (papaya), 1294 nucleotides long. RefSeq names its product RING-H2 finger protein ATL38-like. The record is from RefSeq and is a predicted model, not a curated record. Lineage: Eukaryota; Viridiplantae; Streptophyta; Magnoliopsida; Brassicales; Caricaceae.